Pan troglodytes (chimpanzee) is the source of this 1878-nucleotide messenger RNA. RefSeq names its product glutathione S-transferase theta-1. NCBI's taxonomy places the organism in Eukaryota, Metazoa, Chordata, Mammalia, Primates, Hominidae. The transcript is spliced from 5 exons. Gene Ontology annotation, cellular component: cytoplasm. Gene Ontology annotation, molecular function: glutathione transferase activity. The record is from RefSeq and is a predicted model, not a curated record. Bases 872 to 1594 code for a protein of 240 amino acids. Gene Ontology annotation, biological process: glutathione metabolic process.
UUGUUACUUCCACUUUAUUUGCAGAAAUGUUCCUUAUUCUCUAGAAAACAUUAUGCGUUGGCUGACACACUUUCAGUGGGAUUCGUUUUAGAAAAUGACAUGUGACCCUGAUACUAUUUGACAGGCUCCAUGGCAGCAAGGGGCAGGCCUGGGCUUACGGCUCAGCAGAUGAAUCCAGGGCUGUGGACUUGCAAGGACUCUGGAGGGCUCUAGCUUCCCUGUCAUUUUAAAGAUGGAGAAACACAGGCCUGGAGAAAGGAAGAAAUAAACCCAGGGAAUGCGAUAGAUGGCACUGUGCUGGCAGGGGCAGGAAGACCAAGGCUGUGACAUUCCAGGGAGUGCGACUGCAGUGAAGCGAGUGACCACAAAACACUGAACGUAAGCCCUGAGGCUUUGCCACUUGCUGGCACCAAGGACUCUGUAGUGUUGAGCCAAGAGGAUGGACUUUGGAGCCAGACUUUCUGGGUCUAUAAUCAUUCAGUGUCUGUCUCCUCCUCUAAAAUGCGGACGGUGGGAAAUUCUGACACACGCUUCAACACAGAUGCACGUUGAAGACAUUAUGCUAAGUGAAAUGAGCGAGCCAGGCACGAAAGGGAUGGGACUGGGGCCUCUCUGUGCGUCCCCCUGAGGGACAACAGUCUCUUGGCCACCCGCCCUGAUCCCGCAGGAGCCAGGCGGGCCCAGCCCUGAGACAGGCCGCCCGCCGCCCGCAAUUGGACUAAAGAGUGUCCCAGUCGUCCGUGCCGCCCAAUGGGGCACAGCGGUCGGGGUGCGUAGCCGCAGGGGCGUGGUCUGAGGUCCGAGACCCGAGUCCUGGCACUGGAGUUUGCUGACUCCCUCUGGUUUCCGGUCAGGUCGGUCGGUCCCCACUAUGGGCCUGGAGCUGUACCUGGACCUGCUGUCCCAGCCCUGCCGCGCUGUUUAUAUCUUUGCCAAGAAGAACGACAUUCCCUUCGAGCUGAGCAUCGUGGAUCUGAUUAAAGGUCAGCACUUAAGCGAUGCCUUUGCCCAGGUGAACCCCCUCAAGAAGGUGCCAGCCUUGAAGGACGGGGACUUCACCUUGACGGAGAGUGUGGCCAUCCUGCUCUACCUGACGCGCAAAUAUAAGGUCCCUGACUACUGGUACCCUCAGGACCUGCAGGCCCGUGCCCGUGUGGAUGAGUACCUGGCAUGGCAGCACACGACUCUGCGGAGAAGCUGCCUCCGGGCCUUGUGGCAUAAGGUGAUGUUCCCUGUUUUCCUGGGUGAGCCAGUAUCUCCCCAGACACUGGCAGCCACCCUGGCAGAGUUGGAUGUGACCCUGCAGUUGCUCGAGGACAAGUUCCUCCAGAACAAGGCCUUCCUUACUGGUCCUCACAUCUCCUUAGCUGACCUCGUAGCCAUCACGGAGCUGAUGCAUCCCGUGGGUGCUGGCUGCCAAGUCUUCGAAGGCCGACCCAAGCUGGCCACAUGGCGGCAGCGCGUGGAGGCAGCAGUGGGGGAGGACCUCUUCCAGGAGGCCCAUGAGGUCAUUCUGAAGGCCAAGGACUUCCCACCUGCAGACCCCACCAUAAAGCAGAAGCUGAUGCCCUGGGUGCUGGCCAUGAUCCGGUGAGCUGGGAAACCUCACCCUUGCACCGUCCUCAGCAGUCCACAAAGCAUUUUCAUUUCUAAUGGCCCAUGGGAGCCAGGCCCAGAAAGCAGGAAUGGCUUGCCUAAGACUUGCCCAAGUCCCAGAGCACCUCACCUCCCGAAGCCACCAUCCCCACCCUGUCUUCCACAGCCGCCUGAAAGCCACAAUGAGAAUGAUGCACACUGAGGCCUUGUGUCCUUUAAUCACUGCAUUUCAUUUUGAUUUUGGAUAAUAAACCUGGGCUCAGCCUGAGCCUCUGCUUCUAA